AUGCAAAGUGAAGAAGAGCCCAUUUUAGGGCCAAAUGUAAAACAACCUACGAAUAGAAGAAGAUCGAGCAUUGUUUAUGGGUUGUCUCGUCCACAAUUUGUCGGUUCUGAUGCAAAGAGUGCACCCUCUUCUUUACAGGAUUUUAUUGAAUCACGUCAAAGAGCUUCGAGGCGAGCUCAAGCUUCUACAACAGCACCCAAUUAUGGUUCUCUAGAAGAAGCAGGGCGGGAGUCUAGCUCCUCUGCUUCGGCGUCAAGUGAAGAAAUUGAUAAUGUCCAGGAUAGCACUUGGCAAAAAGAAUUACGUUUACUGGUUAGCUUUGGUAUACCAGUCGUUUUAACUUCGUUACUGCAAUAUGGGGAAGUAAUCAUAACGGUCUUUUCACUAGGACAUCUAGGUAAAACGGAAUUAUCAGCUGCUAGUCUUUCAAAUAUGACUGCUACUAUUACAGCUUUUGCCAUUUAUCAAGGUAUCGUUUCCGCUCUUGAUACUCUUGGCACCCAAUGCUUUGGAUCAGGAAACUAUGAGUUAAUAGGUCUCCAUUUACAAAGAAUUCUUUCAGUUUUAUGUUUGCUUCAAUUACCAAUAAUUUUUGUCUGGUGGAAUAUAGAACCGAUUCUCCUUUUCUUUAAGCAGGAUCCUACCACUUGCUAUCUAGCGGGUAGAUACAUGAGGGUCUUGUUGCUUGCCAGUCCUGCUUACGCACUAUUUGAGUCCUUAAAACGGUUUUUACAAGUACAAGGUAUUUUUCAACCAGUUACCAACAUUUUAGCCUUUAUUGUUCCUCUCAACAUUCUUUUAAAUUAUCUGUUUGUAUGGAGCCCUUGGUUCGGGUUCGGAUUCAUGGGCGCCCCCGUUGCUGUUACAAUUACGCUUUGGAUGGCUUGCGCAAUUCUUCUAUGGUAUAUUGUAAAUAUCAAUGGACGCCAGGCUUGGGGAGGCUUUAGUAAAGAGGCUUUAAGAAAUUGGGGUCCAUUAUGCAGGCUUGCUGUUCCUGGCGUUGUUAUGAUAUGUAGCGAAUAUUGGGCUUUUGAGUUAUUGACAUUCGUUGCGGGCGUUUUGGGUACUACAGAUCUCGCUUCUAUGUCAGUCUUAUCUACGACUUCUUCUAUUUCAUACACUAUUGCCUUUGGUGUAGCUGCAGCUGCUGCUACACGAGUAGGAAACCUGAUUGGCGCUGGAAAUACAAAGCUUGCUAAACUUUCGACUUAUGUCGCUGUAUCCGUAGCAGCGUUGAUUGGGCUUUGCAUAACUUCCCUGAUGGUAAUAUUUAGGAAUCAUUGGGCCUACCUGUUCACUUCCGACAAAGAUGUGGUACAGUUGGUUGCUAAACUCGUUCCUCUUUGUGCAUUAAUGAACAUUGCCGAUAACACCCAGUGCGUAGCUGGAGGUGUUCUUCGUGGUCAGGGACGUCAGCGUAUUGGAGGCAUCGUUAACUUCGUCGCCUACUAUAUUCUAGCUUUGCCCAUAGCUAUCAUUUUAUGCUUUUACCUUGAUUGGGGUCUGUUUGGCUUGUGGGUUGGAAUAACUGUCGCGGUUUUUGUUAUAGCUGCCGUUGAAACGCAUUGCGCUCUUCAUGUCAACUGGGAACAUUUGGUUGAAGUUGCUGAACAACAGAUUGAUGAAGCUCUUAAUGUUUGA
Schizosaccharomyces osmophilus is the source of this 1641-nucleotide messenger RNA. RefSeq names its product MatE family transmembrane transporter. The transcript has a single exon. Gene Ontology annotation, cellular component: membrane. Lineage: Eukaryota; Fungi; Ascomycota; Schizosaccharomycetes; Schizosaccharomycetales; Schizosaccharomycetaceae. Gene Ontology annotation, molecular function: xenobiotic transmembrane transporter activity; antiporter activity. Gene Ontology annotation, biological process: xenobiotic detoxification by transmembrane export across the plasma membrane. Bases 1 to 1641 code for a protein of 546 amino acids. The record is from RefSeq and is a predicted model, not a curated record.